Colossoma macropomum (tambaqui) is the source of this 2036-nucleotide messenger RNA. It is a transcript of the gene loxa, whose product is annotated as lysyl oxidase a. NCBI's taxonomy places the organism in Eukaryota, Metazoa, Chordata, Actinopteri, Characiformes, Serrasalmidae. The coding region runs from base 170 to 1357 and encodes 395 amino acids. Gene Ontology annotation, biological process: peptidyl-lysine oxidation. The transcript has 7 exons. Gene Ontology annotation, molecular function: copper ion binding; protein-lysine 6-oxidase activity. The record is from RefSeq and is a predicted model, not a curated record.
CACUCUUUGCGCACCAGCUCGCCGUGGCGCACAGCAACGCGAGGCUUCCUCCACAGCCGCGACUAUUCGCCAUGUAAGCUGCUCUGUAUUUCUCUCUAACGCAGUUUCUUUUUGCCGUUCUGAGUGGGGGGAACCGGAGACUCUCUGUGGGACAAGAAAGCGCUUCACGAUGGCUGCGCGCAACUUUGGCACCGUCUUUUACGCAUGUGCGCACGUCUGUUUGCUGGGCUGCGUGCUCCAGAGCGCGCAGUCCCAGCGCGAGCCGAGGCCAGCGAGCAACAACGCGGCCCUCAGACGGACCAUCCAGUGGCAGCACAAUGGGAAGCUCUUCAGCCUGCUGAGCCAGGGAUCAGAGUACCAGCCGCCGCUGAGGAGGGACGCAGAAGGCGAGCAAGCCGAGGCCAGGAGACCGGUCGCCGUCAUCAGCAGGCCCUCGAGGGUCGGCGGUGACCCGUCCGGUUCUUCCCAGCAUGCACGAGGCCGCGGGGGAGCUCGCGCGCGCUCCCGCAGUGGCGCUCGAGAACGCGCCACGGGAGAGCCAAGGCGCACGAAUGGCACCGAGUGGGAAAACAAGCGCAACGAGAGCGCGCCGGAGGAUGCCAUGGUGGGGGACGACCCUUACAACCCGUACAAGUCCACUGACCCGGACAACCCUUACUACAACUAUUACGACACGUACGAGAGACCGAGCCCGAGACAAAGACCCGGAUACGGAACAAGGUACUUUCAGUACGGUUUGCCUGACCUUGUGGCGGAUCCUUACUACAUUCAGGCCUCCACCUACGUCCAGAGGGUUCCGAUGUACAACCUGAGAUGUGCUGCGGAAGAAAACUGCCUCGCAAGUUCGGCUUACAGGUCGAGCGUGAGAGACUACGACACACGCAUGCUGCUGCGCUUCCCUCAGAGGGUGAAGAACCAGGGCACAUCUGACUUUCUGCCCAGCCGGCCACGCUACGCCUGGGAGUGGCACAGCUGCCAUCAGCAUUACCACAGCAUGGACGAGUUCAGCCAUUAUGAUCUACUGGAUGCCAGCACCCAGAGACGCGUGGCUGAGGGCCACAAGGCCAGUUUCUGCCUAGAAGACACUUCCUGUGACUACGGCUACUACCGGCGCUUUGCUUGUACCGCUCACACGCAGGGUCUGAGUCCAGGAUGUUACGACACUUACAAUGCCGACAUCGACUGCCAGUGGAUAGACAUCACUGACGUGAAGCCUGGAAACUACAUCCUUAAGAUCAGUGUUAACCCAAGUUACCAGGUGCAAGAGUCUGACUACAGCAACAAUGUUGUGCGGUGUGACAUUCGCUACACCGGCAAUUACGCCUACGCAUCAGGAUGUCACGUCUCAUCGUAUUGAAGUGUGUUCAGAUCUUCUUCAGGACCAUGGGAGACCAUUCAGCUACCAAGAGCUUUAAUGUGAGCCAACAGGAAAACCAACCUGGAAAUAUAUUUACGUUGUAAGAAUGAAUAAAGUAGAAGGACCAUCGAUAUAUAUAUUUCUGAGAGACAGUUAUGUCAGGAGCAAUGAAACUUUGACUCUAAUUAUUCCGUAAAUAUUCAGAGAUGAAGCUUAAGUACAGUUCUGUAGUGCAAAAUUUAGUUUAAUUCCUUUUUUUAUUCAUUUUGACAUAUUAUUGUUGAAUUACUUGAUAUUUCAUGUUGGAAAAUGGUUAAUAAUGAACAAAAAAUGUUUACAAAAAAAAAAGAGAGUAUGUUAGAUUACCUUCCUGCUGAAGAUAAAAUGGUUAAUCUGGUGAAAAGCGUCACUGACCAGGAAGAUGCCGUCUGUUCAUCAAUCUGACCAUAUUUGCCUCAGCUCGCAACUCAAACCUUCAUGUUGGUGUGGUUUUAGAAGCUCCAGCUGCUCCAAGCUGGAACCAGCUAGGAGUUACAUGCUCUAGUGUGCUACAAUGAUGAUAUCUAUGUCACUAUAUUUGUGUAUUCUGAGUAGAUAUUUAACAAAAGCUCAUAUUACUGCAACACUUUUGUAUGUAUUAUGUGAAAAUGACUUGAAUAAAUCACGUUUCAUUCACUCA